CCCAAAAAAAAUGAUAAGGGACUGUAGGCGAGGCGAGGCGAGACCUCGUGCAAGAUUCUAUUUGAUGCGGCUGUUUCAUGAUAUGGGAUUUGUUCCUCUUUUCCCUUUCGGCUUUUCUCAUCUGAUGGUUUUGUCAUGAGGUCUUUAUGAGGAGGUCCCUUUGCUUAACAGUCAAACCGUACUGCCACUUUCGCAUCAUGACUGAUGAGACCGAAGCCUCACUUCAUCACUGAGUUAACCUGACCCGGCAUUCUAUUGUUUCUCACUUCCACUAUCCCGAGACCUCAUUCAUCCUUUAGCCUGCAGCUCUUGGAACAUGGCGUCUCAUCUCAGAUCAUUUGCGCCAUCUCUGGACGAGAUCAAGAUCGAUCAAAUCACCGAAAGCAGGAUCUUCAAUGUCGUCUCCAUGCUUCCAAACUCACUCCCCGGGCCAAUUCGUUUUCUCAGACGGAGUAUCAGUUUUCACACUCUACGUCCAGGUGUGACAAUAUCUGGGCCACAAACAAAACCUCGGCCUCUUUCAGAAGCUGAUGUCUCGGCUACAAUGGCCCAGCCACUCCAGACCGACAUGAUAAAGCACUCAGGUGGAUUUGUAGAGUCACAAGACUUAAAUCCUCAGCCGAUGAGUCGAGUCCUUUAUUCGGAAGCACCAGAGGAUGAACCAGUUAUGCGAGCUGCGUCUGGCGUGCAUUGGAAGUUUGCACGACAGGGAACAAAUCUUGUCAACAUCUCUAUAGAUGGAGGCAAAGCGGCUGUAGCAGAGGAGGAUAUCGCUUUUGAGCGAAAAGCCUUUGUUGACGGGGUGACAUAUCUCCUCAAAGCUCUUCCACAAGAACUUGAUGAAGGCGAACUCAGAAGAAUCCAAUGUGCAUUGCCAGAGCAAGUCAACCAGUCCGACAUGGCUCUGGCUCGAGCAGAGCCCGACUCAAACCGCAUUCAUCCAAGUCAAUCCCGUUCAAUCAUUCACCGUGGAGUUCAAAUGACUGUGGUAAAUCUCAUAUUCUUCCUCAGCUUCCUAAUGCCAUAUCUGCUCUUACUCGUCAGAUGCGCAGCUCGACUGGAGCGCAAGUACAAGAUCUCGGAGAAGGUCGUAGGUCACGGCGUGGACUUGGUCAACACAAUUGGCAAGCAGAGCGCUUUAUUGACUGAAGCAAUCGGUCAGAUGAAUGAUGGCAAAGUUGCACAGGCUCUAUUGGAAGUGUUUGUUUGGACUGUUGAUGGUGUAACUCAGGGUAUCUCGGAUGGACUCGGGGAGGGUCUUUCGAUGGUGGGGUCGAAACCAAAGAUGAGUGGCUAGAGCCUGGAAGCUGCUGGAGGGAACUUGCAUCAGAAGGAGUUGUCAUUGAGGAUUUAGAAAUAGAGAUAGAAGAGUGAUCAUUGGUUAACGGAGUUUUGUUUUGAUACUGGCAUUUACAUAGCAUAAGGUAAUGGAAAUUGCAUGAGACCAUAAGAUACACUCUCUACAAUUCAUACUCGGGGA
This is a messenger RNA of Fusarium odoratissimum NRRL 54006, 1480 nucleotides long. RefSeq lists its product as uncharacterized. The transcript has 2 exons. Bases 317 to 1297 code for a protein of 326 amino acids. The record is from RefSeq and is a predicted model, not a curated record. Lineage: Eukaryota; Fungi; Ascomycota; Sordariomycetes; Hypocreales; Nectriaceae.